AUGUCGUGGCCGAUGGAUGGCAGCUUGUCGUCGAAAUUGGCGGUAGUCGGCGUCCUGAAGGCUGGCAGGUCGAAAACCUGCAGUAUGGAGGGUCUGCGAAAGGAAUCGUCGACCUGGGGCCGAGGGAGAAUCGAAGUAGCCAGUGCGGAAGCCGUGAUGAAGAAUUAA
Molecule: messenger RNA, 168 nt
Organism: Pyrenophora tritici-repentis Pt-1C-BFP
Lineage: Eukaryota; Fungi; Ascomycota; Dothideomycetes; Pleosporales; Pleosporaceae
Source: RefSeq, a predicted model, not a curated record